This is a messenger RNA of Branchiostoma belcheri (Belcher's lancelet), 2144 nucleotides long. RefSeq names its product kelch-like protein 12. Lineage: Eukaryota; Metazoa; Chordata; Leptocardii; Amphioxiformes; Branchiostomatidae. The coding region runs from base 13 to 1815 and encodes 600 amino acids. Gene Ontology annotation, molecular function: protein binding. The transcript has 5 exons. The record is from RefSeq and is a predicted model, not a curated record.
UUCACAUCCAUCAUGGCGGCGUGUGGAGAUGAUGAAAAGUUCCCCCUCGACAGCGAACUAGUCCAUCCCUGUUUCUUCCAAGACGAGAGCUUUCAACCUGGGUUUCUUGAAACUGUGAAGGAUCUACAGAAGAAUGGGGUACUGCAGGAUGUCGUCCUUGAAGUCGAGGGCCGUCAGUUUCCCUGCCAUCGGCUUGUUUUAUCCGUGGCGAGCCCCUACUUCAGAGCCAUGUUUACAAGCGGCAUGGCGGAAAGUCGGCAGAAGACGGUUAUUCUACAGGGCUUAAAUGCAGCCGUUUUUAAGGAGAUCCUGAGUUACAUCUACUCGGGAUGCCUCCAGGUGUCACUGGACAGAGUGCAGCACCUGUACCAAGCAGCCGACCUCCUACAGCUGGACUAUGUGAGAGACACCUGCAGCAGCUACAUGGACAUGGAAGUGGGGUGCUCCACUUGUGUGGACCUGUACAAGUUUGGAGAUCUCUUCUCACUAGAUACUGUCCGGGAAAGUUGUUUGCAGUGUAUCUAUAAGCACUUUACUAAGGUUUCCUCCAGUGAGGAGUUCUGCAGCCUGAGUGUGGAUCAGCUGACUGAGAUCAUCAGCCAUGAUGAGCUGGAUGUUAAAGAGGAGACAACAGUGUGGGAGGCUGUGGUGAGAUGGGUGCAGCACAGCAGGGAGGACAGAACGCACCACAUACCCAGCAUCCUCCCUCACAUCCGCUUUGACCUGCUGACACCACGUGACAUGGUGGCCAUCUUAGACCAUCCCCUAGUCAGAGAGGAUCCUGGGAGAUCGACCAUCAGGAACGUGGUAAAUGAGAGCUCCAACCUGAAGAGAAGACAUGGGAUGGACACACUGGAAAUGGCCAUCAUUCCUGUCUAUGGGUCUGGACAAAUGACAGAUCAGAUGGUCUUCAUGAAUCCUCGAGCAGGGGAGUACAUCACCUGGAGUCAUAGGCCUGAAAAUUAUGAAGAAAACCCUGUGCCGAUCAUUGCCAUGACUGUUACCAGUGACAACGACAUUUACAUCCUGCAGGAAGUAACUGAAAACAUCGAUGAAAAUCAGCUAAAUAUGUUGAAGUACAACCAUGCAAGGAAUAGGUGGGAAGAUGCUGUUAUUUUCCCAAUAUUCCUGCCCAAACCAGUCAACCAUGUGCACUAUAGCCUUUUCCUGGUUGAAGUUGAUCGAAUCUUAUACUUCCUUGCUGUGGAUAGUUACAAUACAGGAGCAAGUGCAUUGGUGCACAUCGAAAAGUACAACCAGCACGUGGACCGCUGGCAUGAUUGUUCACAACUUUUGAUUGACAAAGUAACUAGGCCAAUAGGGGACAUCUUGGUAGUGUCGUCUGGUCCGUACAUCUAUUUCCUCACGAAUGCAGAAAUGCACAGUUACGACCCAAGCCAGGACCGUUGGUCCAAGCUGACCCCACCAAAACUCAUGCCAGGAAUCUGCACAGCCACCUCAUUGGGGACCGAGAUAUUCUGCACCGACAAACAAUUCAGCAAGGUUAUGGCGUAUGACACAGAGUCUGCCCACUGGCGGGUACUGCCAGGCUGGCCCAACCGGGGACCAGACAGGGCGGCUAACAAGUACCCCUGUCUGUUUGUACUGGAGAGCCAACUGCAUGUAUGGCUGGAAACGUGUGUAAUGUCCACGGACACGGUAGAUGGCAGUCUUGUGUUUGUGUAUGACGGGUCUGAAGGAGCUUGGAGAGACUUGAAUGCCACCUUGCCAAUCAAGGAUUAUGACACCAGGGUCCAUGUGGCACGCUUUCACCUACCACGUCUUACUGCUCGAGGUUUACACGAGGACACAUAGAGUUCAGUAUGUCCGUGGGGAGGGACUGUUUAGACCACCUUUCUACUAGACUGCUAUGACUGAGCAACCAAGAUUUUCUAUGACCCUUGACUUUAUGAUCAGAAUCUGAUGCACGAUGCAAAAAGUAUGAUUCAACGACAACGAAACACAAAAUGUGAACAAUUUUGUUCUUUUCUUGAAAGUUCAUUCAACCAAGACGGGAGACGGCACAGACUUUCUUGACUUUAUGAUCAGAAUCUGAUGCACGAUGCAAAAAGUAUGAUUCAACGACAACAAAACACAGAAUGUGAACAAUUUUGUUCUUUUCUUGAAAGUUCCCUCAACAAAGA